Pseudogymnoascus destructans is the source of this 303-nucleotide messenger RNA. RefSeq lists its product as uncharacterized. The transcript has a single exon. Lineage: Eukaryota; Fungi; Ascomycota; Leotiomycetes; Thelebolales; Thelebolaceae. The coding region runs from base 1 to 303 and encodes 100 amino acids. The record is from RefSeq and is a predicted model, not a curated record.
AUGUCCAACUCCGCCGCCGUCGCUAAAUCCGCACAACUGGAACGCCGACGCAGUGUUAAAACUGCUGCGAGGAGGAAGAGGGAGAGUUUUAUGCCUGUGAGGCAGAGCUUGGCGCCGUAUGAUGAGUAUGGACUGGAAGGGGUGGAUAGGGAGGCGUUGAUAGAGGGGGAGGAGGUUGAUAUGGAGGCUGUGUUUAUGAGCCGGCCGAGGGUGAAGACUAGUCCUGCUAGUAGCCCGAGGAAGGCGUGGGGAGAGAUGGGGGGGGGGAGAGGGGAGGAGGGGAGUUUGAGUCCUGGGUUGUAG